Molecule: messenger RNA, 1908 nt
Organism: Panicum virgatum (switchgrass)
Lineage: Eukaryota; Viridiplantae; Streptophyta; Magnoliopsida; Poales; Poaceae
Product: F-box/LRR-repeat protein At3g59190-like
Exons: 6
Coding region: 329-1594 (421 amino acids)
Molecular function (GO): protein binding
Source: RefSeq, a predicted model, not a curated record
AGCGUCGCCCACUUCCAUGGAGGUCGCCCAAUUUCUCUUCUGUUCCACUCUGCUUCCGUCCCUCCCUGUGCUGCUCGUCCCCUUCCUUUCAUCCUUUCCCCACCCGCGCCGCCUCUCCCUCUGCCCUGCUCCUCCGCUCUAAUCCUAGCUGCGUUGAUUCUUCCACAUCCCGCGCCUAUUGCCUCGCUCUAAUUCGACGCCCAGGGUUUGGGGUUCCUCCUUGGCGAGAUUUGGCGGCUCGGGCUAGCGCGCUUGCGUUCUUGGGGUCCUCGCGGCGGGACCACCGCUGCAGCUGCCGUCGGCGAGGUGAGCUAGGGUGCUCGACGGAAUGCCUCCGGGGAAGAGGGGAGAGGUGGACGAAGGCGCACGUCCGGAUGUGGAAGGAGACCGAAUCAGCGCGCUGCCUGACGUGCUCCUGAGCCACGUGCUCUCACUCCUGCCGGCAGAGGAGGCCGUGCGGACGUGCGUCCUGGCCCGGCGCUGGCGCCAUCUCUGGAAGUCCGCCCCUGCCUUGCGCAUUGGGCACCUCCACAAGCAUAAGCCCAAGUCUGUCGGCGCGCUCCGCAAGUUUGUGGACCAUCUCCUCCUCCUUCGUGGUGGUUUGUCUCUCAAUAAAUUCGAGCUCAGGUUGGGUGGCUUCUCAGGCCCUGAUGAUGUGCCCCGCGUAAAUCUCUGGCUGCGGCAAGCUGUAAUGUGCAAAAUUCGGGUGCUCAAGCUCUACCUCCAUCAUAAUAAUGCGUAUAUUGAUCCCUGGCUUGAGCUAGAUGAUCUGCCUCUGGUCUCAAAGUACCUGACCAGGCUACAGCUUCGCGGUGUAAGGUGUCAUGCUAGUUUCCUCAACUUUUCGAGCUGUCCGGCACUGGAACAAAUAGAGUUUGAGUACUGUAAUGUCUCAUCAGCCCAGAAAAUCUCAUCUGAGUACCUAAAAUGUCUGAGCAUCACUGAUUCCGUAUUUGGUGAGGAUUCCCGCAUUCGAAUUUGUGCUCCAAAUCUUGUGUCGUUGCAUCUAGAUGACCCUUGGUUCUACACACCCAUCCUUGAAAGCAUGCCAGGAUUAGCAAAGGCAUUUGUUCGAAUAGCCGAGCAAUGUCAUGACAGUUGCAGUAAACUAUGGGAUCCACAUCAGCAUUGUGAUUGUCAGUACUGUAACAGUUCUGAUAACAUUGGUGAUGGAGCUGACAAUUGUAUGCUUUUAAAAGGCUUAUCGGAAGCUAAGAGUUUGGUAUUGAUUUCUGACCUUGACUUGGUAUACUUACACCCUACCUCAUUUAUUUUCAAAAGCGAUUUGAGAUGGUGUCCUACCUUUAAGAAGCUAAAGACUAUGUUGCUCAAUGAAUACUGGUGUGUACCUGACCUCCAAGCAUUAACUUGCAUUCUUGAGCACUCACCGAAUUUAGAGAAGCUUACUCUUCAACUCUUUUCUAAAGGGCCUAAACAUAAAGUGGAAAUGAAUGGAAGCUUCAGUUCGAUGGAGCGAUCAGUUGGAAUAUCUGAACAUCUUAAGAUAGUUGAAGUCAAGUGUGAAGUGAUUGACGAAAGAGUUCUCAAAGUUCUGCAGUUCCUAUGCACAUUUAGCAUACGUUUCAGUUUUUAAUUAGAAGCGAAGAUUUGGGCAGUUGCUGGAUCUACGGUGUCUCACUGUUAUGAAAUGCAAUGCUAAUUUCAGUGCAAUGAGGAUACCAUCUUUUGUCUAUUGGGCCAUCGGGUGUCUUGGGUCAGUACUAGACUUCUGAUCUUAGGAACGUGUAAAAUUUGUAAUUUAAAUUGUUCAAGACUUUCUUUAUCUAGUUGGGCCUUGCCAUCUCUAUUCUCGUUGCCAGAUGUCCAUGGAGCUGCCUUAGAUGUAAACGAAAAACCUUGAAGAUGAUUGCUAAUUUCGAAAGAUAAAAAUCUAGUCUGUUAGAAAAA